Messenger RNA from Xiphophorus maculatus (southern platyfish), 1728 nucleotides. RefSeq names its product plasmolipin (gene pllp). Gene Ontology annotation, molecular function: structural constituent of myelin sheath. Gene Ontology annotation, cellular component: membrane. The record is from RefSeq and is a predicted model, not a curated record. Lineage: Eukaryota; Metazoa; Chordata; Actinopteri; Cyprinodontiformes; Poeciliidae. The transcript is spliced from 4 exons. The coding region runs from base 201 to 752 and encodes 183 amino acids. Gene Ontology annotation, biological process: myelination.
AGUGACGAAACACUUGGUGUGUGUGUGUGUGUGUAGGAGGAGGAAGUGUGUUCUUGCCUCCAUUAGUGCCCAGUAGCAGCAGGAGGACGCUGCGCUGCUUCUUGUUCUCUGGUUUUAAACGGAUCUAAUUCUGCAGCUCCUGAUCUGAACGGUGUGGAGUGCUGCUGUUUUUCUGAGGCGAAUCUCCAGAAGAAAAUAACAUGGCGGACUUUCCCUCCAAGGUAACCACGGAGACUAGCUCCCCACAGCCCCAGCAGGGGGCCGGCCGGCUGCGGGGGCUGGUUUCCAGCACCACCUCCAGGAUGGACAUGUCGUUCCUGCGCAGUGUCCCAGCGGCACUCAUGGCGGCUGAAAUGGUGUUGGGUCUGCUGCACUGGGCUCUGAUUGCCGCCGCCCCCUACUGGCUGUUCCCUGCCUACGGCUGGGUGAUGUUUGUGGCCGUCACUCUGUGGAUCCUCACCACCCUCCUCUUCCUCGUCCUGCUCUUCAGCGUCCCCCAGAUCCUCUCCGCCGUUCCUUGGACCAUGACUGUGAUGAUGUAUAACGGAGUGGCCGCCCUGCUCUACCUCACCGCCUUCCUGACCAACGCCGCCACGGUCCGGAUGUUCAACCCGCCCUUCGUCGGACACAUCGGCGCUGCCGCUUUCUUUGGAGCAGUGCUGACGCUGCUGUACGGCGCCGGAGCUUACCUGUCCUACCUGGACUGGAGGGCCGAUGGAGGGAACGCCGCCACCAGCACUGUGCCCACUUAGGACCACCAGAACCAGGACCACCAGAACCAGGCCUUCACAUGGACCCAGUAAUCAUCUGAGCUCAGCAAUCCGUCUAAUUCUCCAGACUCGUCAUCUUGCUUUGAUAGAAAAGGAAACGCUGGAGAUCUUCCUCAACCUGAUGAAGAUCUGAUCGGACCAGAUCAGAACCGAACCACCAACUGGUUCAGAUCUGGUCCGAUUCAUGUUUUCUCUCAACUCCAGCUCAGGAAUCAUUUCUCAAACCUUUUGACCCGUUUGGGUUUGAUUCUCAGCUUUCCGAUAAUCCUGAAGCUAAACGCUGAGUGAAGGGUUGCUCCACCGUUUACCGAAUGGACCGGUUCCGCCUGAACGUCUGGAUCUCUGUUUACAGGCAGCGACUGACCUUUGACCUGGAACUAGUUCAUCAUGGCUCUAUUUCAGUCCAGAUGCUGAAGGUUCUGGAGGAAACGGGGAAUUUCUCCUCCAGGAUCAAAAUGUUUAAAUUUGAAUCAUAAAAAACUUUUUAAUUCCCAGAAAUGAUGAUUUUUUAAUCUGAAAUCCAAGAAACCGAACUAUGUUUUAAUAAUUAGCCACACCUUAAAGAUGAUCACAGCAAAUUCCAGCCACUCUGUUUGUGACCCCGAAGUGAAAACUCUGUGGAAGGACGACCUCAGGCUCAGCCGCCAACGAAUCCAGUGAACCUUCAGGCUGAUGGUGGCUGCACAUGAAUCACUGAAGAUUUUGAAAUGAAGUAAAAAUCUGUGAAUAAAACCAGUUAAAGGAAAGAAAGUCGGCAGCUUGAUGAUAAAAGUUUAAAUUAUUUGUGUUUAGAUCAAAUGUUUGGUUUGUUUUUCCUUCAUUUUAAAUGAAAAUGUUUGUUUACACAGAAGGAUCUGAUCCAGACGUUCAUGUUUUCAUUUAUGUUUUCACUGUAAUCAGAUUUUUAAAGCUCAUUUUAUGAAACAUUUACAAUAAAGGACUCUAAGCUUUCAGUCAA